Molecule: messenger RNA, 764 nt
Organism: Priapulus caudatus
Lineage: Eukaryota; Metazoa; Priapulida; Priapulimorpha; Priapulimorphida; Priapulidae
Product: H/ACA ribonucleoprotein complex subunit 1-like
Biological process (GO): ribosome biogenesis; snoRNA guided rRNA pseudouridine synthesis
Cellular component (GO): box H/ACA snoRNP complex
Molecular function (GO): box H/ACA snoRNA binding
Source: RefSeq, a predicted model, not a curated record
AGCUUGGAUAUUUCACGCACACCUGUGAAGACGACCUCGUGUGCAGGUGCACCAAUGAGAAGAUUCCGUACUUCAACGCGCCGGUAUAUCUCGAGAAUAAGCAACAGAUAGGAAAAGUAGACGAGAUAUUUGGACCAAUCAAAGACCAUUAUUUUUCAGUAAAGUUAGGAGAUGAUAUGAAAGCAAAGUCAUUCGCAGAAAAGACUAAGUUCUUCAUAGAUCCGAUGAAGUUGUUACCCCUCCAACGCUUUCUUCCCCAGGCAGGAGGAGCCCGUGGGCGAGGUGGGCGGGGCGGCAGAGGGGGAGGCCGAGGAGGUGGUCGUGGAGGAUUCCGAGGGAGAGGUGGAGGAGACUUCAGAGGGGGGCGUGGUGGUGGCAGAGGUGGAGGCUUCAGGGGUGGAGGAGGUGGCAGGGGAGGAGGGGGUUUCCGGGGGGCUAGAGGAGGGGGUGGGUUUAGGUCACGACCCUACUAGAGGGGCUGUGUUACACAAACUUUGCAAAUGAUGUCGGUGUAUGUGUUUUCUCUGUACAUUUUGUUCUGUCUGUUCAGCAACCAUGGUUGAAAUAAAUUUUUAUAACAUCUUGAACAUAGUAUUCUGCAAUAUGUUAUAUAUAUAUAUAUCAGAAGUAGAUAAUAGGGAAAGGUGUGACUUCAAUAAACAAGGUAAAUUCAUCAUUUAUUAGCCUUAAAAAUACCUACGAUUUACUACGCGUAACUCCACCAACUUGAGCUCAACUUGUACACAGUACAUUCUCGCUAGCAU